AUGGGUGGAACUGGGGCUGUUUGGUUGGGGAUGUGUGUGCAUGCAGGGGUGCACAGUGGGAGGGGUUCUUUUCAAAAACCCUGAGGAGACUACUUUUACCUGUGGGUUCAACAAGAGGGUUGUUCCCUUUUCCUUUUUGCAAUGUUGCCAAGUACUUUGAUCGGGCCCCAGAUUUUACAAGGAAAGAUAGCUAUGGAGGGUGUUUUGUACAAGAAAGGAAUAUUGAUGGUGCUAAGGAGAGUUUUCCUUACAGUAGUCUAAUGUUUGUGGGGGGGGGGCUAAGCCCAUUUGCUAGCCCCAGGUAAUGGCAAGGGUUUUUGUUAUUUUUCCUGCUUUGAGCAUAAGCAGUCGUGCUCAUCAAGAUGCACAAGCAUUGAUUGUUUGAUUGUGAAGGGUGCUAGUUCAAGUAGCAUGUAUACGUAAUGUAUUUGGGACAUGUUUGUCUUUAUGUAUGUGGGGAAGUACCAUCUCUUGUAAAAUUUGUGUAAUACCAUGUUCUCACUGGACAAACACCAUCAGAAGGCACACUUUGCUUUAACCAAGGCAAGCAAUGUGUUUGUGAAGCAUGUGAGUUCAACAAGGGGUUUCUCUUGUAUGUGCUUUUGACAUGGGUUGGAUUUGAUUUCAACAUCUCGGACAUUUUUCUUGAGACUGUGCUGAACGGGCGGGGCAGGCUUGAGAAGGACAAAGAUUUCUCAACUUUCUCUCCAAGCUAAUGUGGUUAACCAGUGUCUGUGAAGAAAUGUAAAGUUUUUUUUUCUAAUCCACCUGUUUUGUGAGCUGUACUUUCCAGACACCAGAUGAACUGGAACUGCAAAGACUGCGAUUCCUGUGUUCUGCCUUGCUCUUUGUAUCAUCCACGAGGAAGCAAAGGGCUAACCAGGCAAACCGUGAGAGGCAAGUCCUACAGCUGAGUCCAGAAAUUGAGUGAAGCCUAGACAACGAAAUCUCGAAGAAUCAUCUCAAGAAUCAUCUCAAGAUAACUGAACUGGACAUUAGGCCAUUGCCUCAUAUCACACUGCUCCCACCUUGCGAAGCAGGCUAACCUGAGUCUGUUGACCAAAAGGGAUGGUGGCCUUAGGGUAUUCAUCAUCGUGGGGGUCUCAGUCCCAAUGAGGAUGAUAUCUUUAGGUUUUGGACGGAGGGAUGUAGUGGAAUUACUGCUUUUGAGUGGUGCUAAUGUCCAUGCACGAGAUGAUGGAGGCCUCAUUCCACUUCAUAAUGCCUGCUCUUUUGGUCAUGCUGAUGCUGUCAAUCUUCUCUUGCGACAUGGUUCAGAUCCUAAUGCCCGGGAUAAUUGGAAUUACACUCCUCUUCAUGAAGCUGCUAUUAAGGGAAAAAUUGAUGUUUGCAUAGUAUUGUUGCAACAUGGUGCUGAUCCAGCUAUUCGUAAUACAGAUGGAAGGACAGCACUGGACUUAGCAGACCCAUCAGCAAAAGCAGUGCUAACAGGUGAAUAUAAGAAAGAUGAAGUCUUGGAAAGUGCCAGAACUGGAAAUGAAGAAAAUUUAAUGGCUCUUCUUACACCACUAAAUGUCAACUGUCAUGCAAGUGAUGGCAGAAAGGUAUUGUCUAAAAUGUCAUAUUUAUACAAUACUGUUGAGAAUAAUAAUAGUAUUAAAAUACUCAAAUAUCAACCUUUUAUUUAUUUAUUAGAU
Messenger RNA from Varanus komodoensis (Komodo dragon), 1658 nucleotides. RefSeq names its product poly [ADP-ribose] polymerase tankyrase-2-like. Lineage: Eukaryota; Metazoa; Chordata; Lepidosauria; Squamata; Varanidae. The record is from RefSeq and is a predicted model, not a curated record. The transcript has 5 exons. Gene Ontology annotation, molecular function: protein binding. The annotation marks the transcript as partial.